AUGGACCAUAGGAGUCCAUUAGAAAAUUACACCAGCGUGAAUGAGUUCAUUCUCCUUGGACUGACAGAUCGACCAGAGCUGCAGCUUCCACUCUUUGUAAUCUUCCUAUGGAUCUAUGCUAUCAGCUUGGUGGGAAAUCUGGGGAUGAUGGUCUUAAUUGGAAUUGACUCUCGACUACACACCCCCAUGUAUUUCUUCCUCUGCCACUUGUCUUUUGUUGACUUUUGUUACUCCACUGCCAUCACCCCUAAGAUGCUGGUGAACUUUUUAGCUGAUGUUAAUGUUAUCUCAUUCACUGAAUGUGCUGUGCAAUUCUACUUCUUUGGUUCUUUUGCAGGCAUUGAGGGGUUCCUUUUGGCAGCAAUGGCAUAUGACAGGUACAAUGCCAUUUGUAAUCCACUUCUCUACAAAGCUAUCAUGUCUUGGAAAGUCUGUGCCUACUUAGUAGCUGUCUCCUUUCUAGCAGGAUUCAUUAAUGCAGCAAUACAUACCUAUUUUACAUUUCAGCUACAAUUCUGUGACUCCAACAUCAUCAACCAUUUCUUCUGUGACACUCCCCCUCUCCUAGCACUCUCUUGCUCUGACAUACAGAUCAAUCUGAUCAUCAUUUUUGUUUUCGCCAGUUUCAAUGAAUUAAGCUGCCUCCUUACAAUUCUAGUCUCCUAUGCCUACAUCCUCUCUGCAAUUUUACGAAUCAGCUCUUUUAAAGGGAGACAUAAAGCCUUCUCCACCUGUGCUUCCCAUUUACUGGCUGUCACCAUAUUCUUUGGAACUAUCUUGUUUAUGUAUUUGAGACCCAGCUCCAGCCAUUCUAUGGAUCAGGACAAAAUAGUGUCUGUCUUCUACACUGUAGUGAUCCCUAUGCUGAACCCCCUUAUCUAUAGUUUAAGGAACGGGGAAGUAAAGGAUGCUGUGAAGAAAGUAGUGUCCAGGAAAAUCUUUUAA
Euleptes europaea (tarantolino) is the source of this 945-nucleotide messenger RNA. RefSeq names its product olfactory receptor 1020-like. Gene Ontology annotation, cellular component: membrane. The coding region runs from base 1 to 945 and encodes 314 amino acids. Lineage: Eukaryota; Metazoa; Chordata; Lepidosauria; Squamata; Sphaerodactylidae. The transcript has 2 exons. Gene Ontology annotation, biological process: G protein-coupled receptor signaling pathway; sensory perception of smell. Gene Ontology annotation, molecular function: odorant binding; G protein-coupled receptor activity; olfactory receptor activity. The record is from RefSeq and is a predicted model, not a curated record.